GUGGAGGUGUGCCAACGUCCCGGGCGAGGCUGUGGCACCGCUCCUCCACCUCCCCACGCAGGCGCUGCCGGGUUUCAGUUAAGUAAUCCCCUUUUUCCUGCCCCACACGCACGUCACGCACCGAGGCAGCCGGGGGUGAGGGGACGGAGGGAAGCGUUACACACGGCCCGCCAGACACGCCCGGGAAACACACGAUACCUUGUCGAGAAAAGAAAAUCAUCGGCAAAACCCCGUGUGGCAGUCUCGCCCCCUCGCCUAACAAAACUGUGUGCGACCACUGCCACCAGCCAGUCAUCUGUGAGUACUGCAGCGGCGAGGACGUUGCCGCCACGCUCCCGACACACAGCAAGAUGCGACUCCUCUCCCGCAGCCUCGUGCACCUCGCCCGGAGCCACGCAGCCAGGGGCGCCGCCGUGACAGGCGGUGUGAGGGGCCAGCAGACAGCACCCCGUGAGUCCUCAGCGCCCCUGAUCCCCAACGAGCCCACCGCGCCCAAGGUCCUCACCUCCGACAUCCCGGGGCCCGCCUCUGCCCAACACCUGAAGGAGCUCACGGCGAUAUCGGAGACAGGCGCCGUCCAGCUCUUCGUCGACUAUGAGCGCUCGCUGGGCAACUACCUCGUAGACGCCGACGGCAACACCCUCCUCGAUGUGUUCACGCAGAUCUCCUCCCUCCCGCUAGGCUACAACCACCCCGACCUCAUCCGCUUACUCAACGAUCCGAGCAAUGUGAAAGUGUUUAUCAACCGUCCCGCCCUCGGCUCCUUCCCUUCCCCCGCCUGGCCUGAGCAGCUCCAAUCCUCCCUCAUGAAGAUCGCGCCGAAGGGACUGAGCCACCUGUGCACGAUGUCCUGCGGGUCCUGCAGCAACGAGAACGCCUUCAAGGCCCUCUACAUCCGGUACCGCACCAACCAGCGCGGCGGCUCGACAGACUUCACGCCGGAGGAGAUGGACUCGUGCAUGGUGAACCAGGACCCGGGCUGUCCCCCCCUCUCCCUGCUGUCCUUCAGAGGCGCCUUCCAUGGGCGGACGAUGGCGUGCCUGGCCACCACCCACUCCAAGCCUAUCCACAAGCUCGACAUCCCCUCACUGGAUUGGCCCAUCGCCCACUUCCCCAUUUACAAGUACCCGCUGGAGGAGCACGUAAGGGAGAACCAGGAGGAGGACCGCCGCUGCCUGGAGGAGGUGGAGGAUCUGAUCCACAAGUUCAACAAGAGCGGCAAGCCAGUGGCGGGCAUCGUGGUGGAGCCCAUCCAGUCCGAGGGCGGCGACAACCACGCCUCCAACGAGUUCUUCCAAGAGCUGCAGCAGAUCGGCAAGAGGACGGGCGCGGGGCUGCUAAUUGACGAGGUCCAGACCGGCGGCGGCCCGACGGGGAAGAUGUGGUGCCACGAACACUUCGACCUGCCCGAGGCGCCGGACGUGGUCACCUUCAGCAAGAAGAUGCUCACCGGGGGCUACUACUUCAAGGAGGAGUUCAGGCCCAAGCAAGGUUACCGCAUCUACAACACGUGGAUGGGUGACCCGUCCAAGGUAGUCAUGCUGAGCGAGGUCAUCAAGGUCAUACAGCGGGAUCGCCUACUCGACAACGUGCGCGAGGUCGGCGGCGUGCUCUACAAGGGUAUCGAGACCUUGCAGCAGCAGUACCCUCAGCACAUCCACAGGCUCCGGGGACGCGACCGGGGCACCUUCAUCGCCUUCGACGGCCUCACCCCCGCCAAGAGGGACGCCAUCGUGGCCAGACUCAAGAUGCAGGGCGUGCAGGGCGGUGGGUGUGGUGAACAGACCGUACGCCUGCGACCCGCCCUCAUCUUCCAGCCUCUCCAUGCCCACAUCUUCCUCGACAAGCUGGAGACAGUGCUGGCGGGGCUGUAAAGAGGUGUUAAUUAUGCUGCCUGUGUGCCAUUGUGUGUUGUAACUGCUUCCCUCCUCCCCCACCCCCAACACACACACACACACUGAUACAUACAUUCUUAUCUACAUACUCACACAUACACGAGUCCAGCACGUAAUUAGGUCUUGGUGAAUUACACACACACACACACACACACACACGAGUACAGCAUGUGAUUAGGUUUUGGUGAAUUACACACCGACACAUACAUAUACAUACUCACAUAUACACAAGUCCAACACGUGAUUAGGCCGUGGCGAAUUACACACACUGACACAUUCAUACAUACAUAUACAUACAUACAUAAGAGCUCAGUGUCAUGUGUUAAGAUGAAAAUAUUUUGAUGAAGAGGGUAUACAAUAUUACUUUUUCAUGUAUCAAUCGAGUUGAAAAUAAUGUAAUGUAAGUAAUUAAAGGGGUAGAACUGAGAUAAUAUAAGAAAGAAUAAAAGAUGAAAAUGCUAAUGAAAAGGAUAUGCUAUUAUUUUUUUAUGGAUACUGAGGAAUCUGUGUGAAUAAUGUAACUUAGCAAAGAGGAAAAGUCAGAUAAUGUCGAGGUGUAAAUGAGUAACAAUUUAUAACAUCAUCGACUUGAAAGACUAAUGAUGACUUUGUUUCAGUAAUGUCAUCUACACAAAUACUAACUGGUAAUGACAAAGAAAUACCAAAUGAGAGAGAAUGAAGUUUGCUGUCGCGGUUUUUCAGUCGUAAAACAUUGUACACACAUACUUCGCUGUUUCAACUUGUUAAAUGAUACAGAAAAAAAAGAAAACAAUGUUAUUGUUACAUUAUGCCAUGCAUUUUCCAAGAGAACUUCAGCCUUUUUCUUUAUUAAGAUAAAUACAGUAAAGGUAAUCUUGUUUAUUUUGUUGUUAGUUUCUUCAAAGUAUUAUAAUAAUUAUACUUGGUGGCAGCAGUUCAAGGAUUCUGCCAUGAGUUAAUUAUAUAAUGGCAACAGUACUGUUGUAUUGUUAUUAUUGUUGUUUUUAUUAUCAGUGGUGGAUAUUCCUUUAGGCUGCUGCUGCGAUAUACAAAUAAUGGCAACACAGUUAUUACCAUCAUUAUUAUUAUUAGCUAUUGUUAUUAUUAUUAAUAUAAAUAUUACCCUAAGCUCAGCUCAUGUACACAAUAUUCAAAUUGCUAUUUUUAUGAUGAUAUACAAUAGAUAUAUAUCAAACUGAAUUUACUUUUCUUACAGUCUAGAAGCAGAGCUGCUGUGGGCUGCAGAGGCUGCACAGCGAUAUAUAUAUUCCCUUGAUCAUGUCACGUGUAUUUGGCCUGUGGUCAAACCCAACGUGCAGCCGCAGUUAUCAGCUUAGUAGUACAUUGAGGCUUGCCCGCCCAGACCAGUGAUCGCCUCAGGUAGACACUGCAACACGCCUAAGAGCAGUACAUAUUAACAAACAGUAAAAGUUCAUUAAUUCAUAUGUUUUCAUUUCCUGGGCCUGUGUUCAUGAAGGCUCUUUGCUGCUCUUAAUGACUCGUGGUGGCAUAGAAGGCUCUCUUUCUUAGUGACUUACAAGCCUUGCUAAAAGUGGAAAGAAGGCUUUGUGAUUACAGACCCAGUUUUUGUAAUUUUUUUUCCACCCCUGCCCUCAAGAAUGAAAGACUCUCCAAGAUGCUUCUUUGUAGAGGGAAAAACUGUAUUAAUCAGUCUGCCUGUCUGGAGUUUAGGUUCUUGCUCUAAAACAGAAAUACUGAAAAUGAGUUCUUUGCAUGGAAGGAGCAUCAGAAGGCACCCAUUUUGACUGUUACUUCUGGGAUGGCUUUUUAUAGAUUACCUACUCUCUUGCCUUCGGACACUUUUUCAUUUCUUUUAUUAGUAUUAUGUUAUCUUCUUACUUUUUUUUUUUUUCAUUAGCAUACUCUUUUGCCCUUUGCAUGGUGGGAAAGGCUAAACAAAUCCACACCUGCAUGAGUCACGAUUUUAGUCAAACCAUUUCGAAGAGUCCGCUGAGGUGUUGACUUCUGCGGGUCCUUUCCUCCCCUCUGCUCUGCCACAUAGUCCCAACACCUAUCUAUUCCUCUCAUAGGUUAGCUAUAGGUAACAUAUGAGAGGAAAAAAUAGAUACUGGGACUGUGGCAGAGCAGAGGGGAGGAAAGGGCUCGCAGAAUCCAACGCCUCAACGGACUCCUUGAAGUGACUAUAGUAUGUUUUCUGACUAUAUUUCGAUCCCAAUUAAUGAACUUUUACUGUGCCGAUAGCAGCUGAUAAGUGUGACACCUGCCGCCACGCCUAAUAUUGGUACACGACGCCUGUACCAAUGCCAACAUUCAAACACUCUAUUUUCUCUUGCACUCACGCUACCUAAGAUUAUAUUAAUCUGCCACGAAGAUGGAGCUAUAUACGCCAUACAGUUUCGGAGCCAGCAGUUUAUUCUUGCCAUGACCCCUUAUAACCUUGUAUACGCUAUUCAUACACUAAGAGAGGUAUGCAUGUUUGCUGUGUUUUAGGCUCCUUACUUCACUCUCUGGUCGGUAUUAUAAGACACUUUCGCUUCUCACAUCAACUAUUUCUAAAGGUCAAAGAGGGGGUCAGUCGGAUUCUAACGAGUGUUUCUUCAGGUUCAUGGUACAGAAGAAGGGUCAAACUACCACCAGGGUCAUAGAUGUACUCCUGGAAAUGCCCACAACUCUUACGAAAGUCUUGUCAAAUAUGUGUUCUUGGGCGACGGAAUGUCUUUUAAUACGACCCUCUUAGGCAGGCAAUGGUGGAUGAAAGAGAGAUAUACUAGUGAUACCUAAGUUUUAUUCAGCUGUAUAGAAGACUACUAUACAGUGUAUCAAAAUGAAUGAAUAAUUACUAGUAAAGCUCCCGAGUUCUGUUGUAAUUACCAUAGGAAAAAAACAAAAUAGGAAUAUCCAUGAAUAAUGAUACUGUAUAUGAUUAAUAGUGAUGUUUCAAGUUCUGUUUGAUUGUAUAGGAAAACCCACAAUAUCCAAGACAGUAGGUACUCUGUUGUUGUUUUCAGCAUACUGUAACAUGUAUAAUAUAGGGUGUCAUCGUUGCCAGUCUGCGCUCACCUCUCCAAUCACUACUCGGAUGAAUAUAAAAAGCUUACUCAGGAUAGCAUUAGUUAGAAUAAAGUUUGAUUGCUUAACUUUAUUAUGGCGAUCAUUUCUCAACUAAUAUUAAAGUCAGUUAACCUUCUAUUCAUUUUCUUCAUAUUUCUAUUUGAUAAUUUAGGUUUCUGACCCCAUUCAAUCUGUGCAGUGGCAUGUCAGGGGUCCUGGUUUAGGUAUCUUGCAUUUUCUUUUAUCUCAGAAUUUCAUGUACGUAGGGGAUGGGGCAAAUUUUUCUCGGGGGGGUCUGUGACUUUCUCCAAUACCUCCCAGUUCCCCAUAGCUCUUUUCAUACGUCAGCUCAGUUUUACAAUGUACACUUUUCUCCCCUGGUACUGAUCGGACUGGCUUGCACAGAUUGGAGACAGAACCCUACAUUGCCAAGUGAACAGACUUAGCUAGGGUGGUAUUAUGACACUUUCGCUUCUCACAACUAUUGCUAAAGGUCAAAGAGAGGAUCAAUCGGGUCCUAAUGAGUCUUUUUUUAAGGUUCACGGUACAGAGGAAGGGUCAUACUACUACUACUGGAAGUGCCCAAAACUCCUAAGAAUGCCUUGUCAAAUAUGUGUACUUGGGAGACGAAAUGUUUUAAAAUACGACCCUGUUAUUUUCAGCAUACUCUAACCUGUACAUUGCCUUGUCAACAGGGUAUGGCGCAUGCAGAAGCUUGAGGUAGUUUGAUAUACACUAUUAUUAUAUUUACACUGGCAUCAUCACAGCUACUGAUGCCAUGCACGCCCAUGAGACUAUCAGUGGAUGAGUGAGGGCCAAAGUCAUGUUUUAGACAAUCACCACUCAUGUUACAAUUACUACUUCAUUAUCAUAUUCUUUAGAGUUCGAGAGCAAUGUUAAAGUGUACCUAUCUGUGUUGUGGAGGAUGCAUUAGAUGAGGUACAGACACAGUAUAAUAAGAGAAGCAUUCAUAUACCUUUGCCAUGUUGGAUGUAUCAUAUGAAGACACUGUAAUGACUGAAGGGAAAUAUUUAUGUACCAGUCUAUGUUGCGUAGGUUGUCUUGAGUGAAGGUAUUGAGGCAGUAAAGGCAGGGAAACCAGUGUAUACCAAACCAUGUUGUAUAGGCUGCGUCAAAGUUGUAGACACCGUGUAUGUAAUGUUCGAAGAAUGCAUUUUUGUAACCUGUGUGUAAUGAUGGAUGUUUCAGUAUGUGCCAUGUCUAAAACGAAGGUAAACGGAAGGCAAUGACUGAGGGAGUGUUUAUGUACCUACCGUGUUGAAAAGAAUGAGGAGGAUGUAAGGAGAGAAUUAAAUGUUUGAUAUCAAAGGUGCAUAAAAGAAAUCAAUUAAGGUGUAAACAAUGCAUAGAUCAAAAUUUUCAUGGAGAUCUCAUGUCAUAUUCUCUACCUACAUCUAGUCAGAUUUUAAGAUGUGUCAAAGCUUCGUAUCCGACAAUGAAAUGUUCCUUGUAAAAAUUUACUUGCCCUAUACAUUCACUUAAUUGAUUUUAAAGAUGUAUCAAAUGUUGGUAAAGACAGAAUAUGGCGUUCUUAUAUAAAUUUGAUGCCUAACUUUUCCCCACAUACUCCUUGCAUUCAACCCCAAACUUAUUUCACACACUUAACACCAACCCAGCCAGAGUGGUGAUACCUGGGCUUCCAUUUGUGUUGCUUGUGUUGCAGUUCGUCGUGACUUCGUAUCCUCAGUCCUCACACUAAAUGCUUUCAGUGUUCGGGGUUUCUUUACUGGGUGGCCAAACUUCAUUCCAAGUCUGUUCAGGCAACGUUCGUCAACCAGGGUAACUCCUUGUCCUGAUUAUAAAUGCUCUGCUGCACCAAAUAUAUACUAUACAGCUUAAUGGAGAAUGUUUCACUAUCCUAGGGCUUGAUAUCCCUCCCAAGAAAACUAAAGUGUAUCCUGGUAUUGUCUUUACUUCCAGCAUUGAGCUUCUAUAACAAACUGUUGGAACAAUCCUCUAGGCUAUAUAAAAGUUUGUGUUCCAUGUGAAAAAAAAAGUAAAAAGUUAAUGGCAUUACGGGUUUGAUUGCGACAAAUUA
Molecule: messenger RNA, 6966 nt
Organism: Eriocheir sinensis (Chinese mitten crab)
Lineage: Eukaryota; Metazoa; Arthropoda; Malacostraca; Decapoda; Varunidae
Gene: Gabat
Product: 4-aminobutyrate aminotransferase, mitochondrial-like
Exons: 11
Coding region: 351-1874 (507 amino acids)
Biological process (GO): GABA catabolic process
Cellular component (GO): mitochondrion
Molecular function (GO): pyridoxal phosphate binding
Source: RefSeq, a predicted model, not a curated record